CCAACAAAUGUGGCAUAGACAUCAAUCAGUAACCACAACAAGCGGAUCCCAUUUUUUUCCUCCACCUUCAGAGGGGAUCAUGGACAUAAAAGACGACCAGCAAGACGAUUCCUCAUUCAGCACAGAGACAAACGGUAAGCGUCCUGCCGAGGAUGCAGAUCAGCAGAAAUCGUUUAAGCGCUCCAGGAGCUCGGACGAGAUGAUUGAGCUCCGCAUCCUCCUGCAGAGCAAAAAUGCAGGAGCUGUAAUCGGGAAGGGUGGCAAAAACAUCAAAGCACUGCGUUCAGACUACAAUGCCAGUGUGUCAGUCCCAGACAGCAGUGGGCCCGAGCGCAUCCUGUGCAUCUGCGCUGACAUAGAGACCAUUGGUGAGAUCAUGCUCAAGAUCAUCCCUACACUGGAGGAGUACCAGCAGUACAAUGGCAUGGAUUUUGAGUGUGAUCUGCGUCUACUGAUCCACCAGAGCCUGGCUGGCUCCAUCAUUGGAGUGAAGGGCGCCAAGAUUAAGGAGCUCCGAGAGAAUACAAAGACCAGUAUCAAGCUCUAUCAGGAUUGUUGUCCUCAGUCGACAGACCGUGUUGUGCUGGUCGGCGGUAAAAUGGAGCGCGUGGUUGAAUGUAUCAAGACCAUGCUGGAGGUCAUCGCUGUUGCUCCCAUCAAGGGCCGCUCACAGCCAUACGAUCCCAAUUUCUAUGACGAAACCUAUGAAUAUGGAGGCUUCACGAUGGCAUACGAGGAGAGGGGCAGCAGCAGCCGCCGGCUAAUGAACAGUUUUCCCAUACGAGGAAGCCGCCCAAGCGCCGGCGACCGCGGCUACGAUCGAAUGUCUUCCAGCAGGUCGGCUCGGGGACCGCUGCCCCCCUCUCGCAGGGAUUACGAUGACAUCAGCCCCCGGCGGGGUCCUCCCCCGCACCACCAGAGCAGGAACCGAGGUCACACUAUGUCGAUGGGUCGCUCACACAGAGGCGGAGAUGAUCGUUACUAUGACUCAUACCGUGGCUCAGAUGAAAGGUCAAAUGACAGAAGAGGUAGACCGGAUCGCUACAGUGAUAACAUGAGUGGGGGAGGAUAUGACAACAGCUCUUCUUGGGAUAGCUACCAGUCAGGUGGACGGGGCUCCUACAAUGACCCGGUCAUCACCACACAAGUGACCAUCCCCAAAGACCUGGCGGGCUCCAUCAUCGGCAAGGGUGGCCAGCGGAUCAAGCAGAUCCGGCAUGAUUCCGGCGCAUCCAUCAAGAUCGACGAGCCUCUAGAGGGCUCAGAGGACCGCAUCAUUACUAUUGUGGGCACCCAGGAUCAGAUCCAGAAUGCCCAGUAUCUUCUACAGAACAGUGUGAAGCAGUUCUCUGGUCAAUUGCUGUAGACAUCCCCCAGGAUUGACUCGAGCAGAUUGCCCCUCCCCAACCCCUUUUCCCCCUCCCUCAUACACACCCCCGUCAGACUAUUAUUCUGGAUUGUGGGUACUUUUUGGGGGGGGGUAAUUUCAUUUUUAUAUUUUUAAUGUGAUGUUCAACAUUCCUGUGCAUCAAAGAUGUUCUGCAUUCUUUAAAAAUGUAGGGUUUUUUUUGUUUUUUUUUAGUUUACCUGCUUACUGUUUGAAGUACACUUCGUAAAAUAAAAAUCUAAUUUCUCCCAGCAGAUUUAAAUAACCUUAUUUGUGAUGCUUGUUUUUGUGUGUAUAGUGCUGACUCACGCGUCCCAUUACUGCUCCCCUGUUCUUUUUAACAGUUUUUGGGGUAUGCUGUGACGCGUAACAGUACACGCUGGCUAUUCUAUCAAAAUAAUUAAUGUUUUUGUGUGCGUUAAAUUCAGUAGUUUCCAUCCUUUGGGAUACCUGCAAGAAUUUUUGUUUUGGAAUUGAUCUGAAAAAUAAACAAGACCCAUGUCUAUGCUCUCGACUACAGUCGUUGUCAAUGCUGUAAAACAUUUGUCAAGUUGUAAAAUGAAUAAAGUUGCCACUUUUUACUCA
Molecule: messenger RNA, 1972 nt
Organism: Hippocampus comes (tiger tail seahorse)
Lineage: Eukaryota; Metazoa; Chordata; Actinopteri; Syngnathiformes; Syngnathidae
Gene: hnrnpk
Product: heterogeneous nuclear ribonucleoprotein K
Exons: 16
Coding region: 8-1366 (452 amino acids)
Molecular function (GO): RNA binding
Source: RefSeq, a predicted model, not a curated record